Messenger RNA from Abrus precatorius (Indian licorice), 2592 nucleotides. RefSeq names its product LEAF RUST 10 DISEASE-RESISTANCE LOCUS RECEPTOR-LIKE PROTEIN KINASE-like 2.5. The record is from RefSeq and is a predicted model, not a curated record. Gene Ontology annotation, biological process: protein phosphorylation. Lineage: Eukaryota; Viridiplantae; Streptophyta; Magnoliopsida; Fabales; Fabaceae. The transcript is spliced from 5 exons. Gene Ontology annotation, molecular function: polysaccharide binding; protein kinase activity; ATP binding. Bases 1 to 2592 code for a protein of 863 amino acids.
AUGAAACCUCUGAUUAUUUUCAUGUUUUGGUUUACUAUUGUCAUCUCAAUAAAUAUUACAACAAUCCUUUGUGAUGAUGAUAGCCACUACACCAACUGCAAUAAGGCUUUUAGCUGCGGAAACAGCACUAUCUCAAACCUCAGAUACCCCUUUUGGGGAGACAACAGAGAAAAGUAUUGUGGUGAUCCUGGAUUGGAGGCACUCACAUGCGAAGAAAGUGUCCCCAAGAUAAGCAUCAAUGCCAUCAAAUACCGUAUUCUGGGUUGGGAUACUACAACAAACCAACUCACUGUGGCUAGGGACGAUUACUGGGAUAAUAUCUGCGUGAGUGAUCCUAAAAACAACACGUUUGAUAACACCCUGUUUCAGGUUGAUUAUCUUAUGCUUGAGAACGUGACACUGUUUUAUAAUUGCUCUUCAAUGCCAAAUGUGGGUUCAUGCACGAUUGUGGUGAUUCCCAUUUUUAAUUCCAAUUCUGCACUUGUAACUACCAAUAGAGUAAGCGAUGCAUUAGAUACCGGUUUUGGGUUGAAAUGGACGGGAAAUUAUGAACAGUGCAAGACAUGCUCUGAUUCUGGUGGAGUGUGUGGCUUUGAUGGACAAUUCAAAUGUUUCUGCAAGGAUGGACCUCAAACAAUUUCAUGUCCAGUUUCAGGAUCAUCUUCAAAAAGGAACCGGAGGCUUACGAUUGCGAUAGGUGCAUCAACAGCUGGUUUUGGAGGAGUAGUAGUAGUGUUUCUUAUGAUAAUUUGUUACCAUAAGAGGCGUCUAAGUUUUGGAAAAAGAAGGAUCUUCAUAAAGAGAAGAAAAUUUGUUGACGAUAGUGUGGAGGUUUUCAUGAAGAGUUAUGGUUCUUUGGCACCAAAGCGAUAUAGUUAUCCAGAAGUGAAAAGGAUCACCAAAACAUUUCUAAAUAAACUAGGCCAAGGAGGAUAUGGUGUCGUCUAUAAAGCUACAUUAUCUGAUGGUCGUCCUGUUGCAGUAAAAGUAAUUAAUGAGACUAUGGGAAAUGGAGAAGAAUUCAUAAAUGAAGUUGCUAGUAUUAGUAGAACAUCCCACGUAAACAUUGUCUCACUAUUGGGUUUUUGUUAUGAGAUGGAGAAAAGAGCACUAAUAUAUGAAUUUAUGCCUAAUGGAUCAUUGGAUAAUUUCAUAUAUAAAAGUGGUUAUCCAAAUGCUAUUUGUAAUUUGGAUUGGUACACAUUGUACCAAAUUGGAAUUGGCAUUGCUCGAGGACUAGAAUACUUGCAUAGAGGAUGUAACACAAGGAUUUUGCAUCUUGAUAUCAAACCCCAAAAUAUUCUUUUGGAUGAAGAUUUUCGCCCUAAAAUAUCUGACUUUGGACUAGCAAAAAUAUGUCUAAGGAAAGAGAGUAUUGUAUCCAUAUUGGGCACAAGAGGAACUAUAGGGUACAUUGCACCUGAAGUGCUUAGCCGAUUAUUUGGUGGAGUUUCACACAAAUCUGAUGUGUAUAGUUAUGGCAUGUUGAUUCUUGAAAUGAUUGGAGCAAGAAAGAAUUAUGAUAGUGGAGGAUCACAUACGAGUGAAAUGUAUUUUCCAGAUUGGAUUUACAAGGAUCUUGAACAAGGUGAUAUUCCUUCCAGUUGUUUGGUUGCCACAGAAGAAGAAAAUGAAAAGGUAAGAAAGAUGACUUUGGUGAGUCUAUGGUGUGUUCAAAUAAAUCCAUCAGAUAGGCCGUCAAUGACUAAAGUAGUAGAGAUGUUAGAAGGAGCACUUGAGUCAGUGCCAUAUCCUCCAAAGCCUGUCUUGUGUUCUCCAGCUAGGCCACCUUUACAAAUUUCAGAUACAUCUUCCACCAAUAUGCAGGAUACAAAUUCAAUAACAAUUCAAAAGGAUGGUUCCAUUGAAUUGAAUGAAUUAAGCAAAAGCAUAGAAAUAAGUUGUGGGAAUAUAAGAAACAUUGGUUUUCCAUUUUGGGGAGAUAACCGUCCAAGUUGGUGUGGCCACCCUUCGUUGCAUCUCAUUUGCAUGAAAAAUAUCAGCUACAUAACCAUCCAUAAUGUCAAUUACCAGGUUUUGGUGGCCAACCCAAUUGAACAUACUAUGAAAAUCACCAGAGUGGACUACUUACAGUUACAAGGAAUAUGCCCUUCAAAACUUUUCAACACCAGCCUUGACACUGAGCUCUUUGUUUAUGGGUCAGAGGAUAAGCAUCUUACCCUCUUCUAUGGUUGCACUCCUUCAAAUGCUGGACUUCUUCCUUGUAACCUAAAUGGAGCUAUUGAUUAUGUUUAUCCUCAGUUUGGGUUUUCCCCUCCUCCUAUGUUUUGCAAAGCAAGUGUGGUAGUUCCAGUUUCUCCAUCAUUGGUUGAUAUUAGAGAUUUCACCAACAUACAGAAGGCAAUCAGAGAUGGAUUUAUGGUGAAAUGGAUAGCAGGUAUUGAAGAAUGUGAGAAAUGUGUAAAAUCAGAUGGAAUCUGCGGUUAUGACUCGAAAUCAAAUCAACCAACUUGUUCAAAUUCAUCACCAGAUGCCAAAGCACCUCCACCAUCCCAAGAGCCUCCUCCUCCAGGUAUGGCUAAGAUCAUUGAUAUUUGGAUUUUUUAUUUGUUAAUGAAGACUGUGUUUUGA